AGCAGAAGGGACAGGGACGGGAGUGGUGGUCCUUGCCUUUCUGGCUCCACAGAUGGAUGGACGGACGCCAGGGAGGAGGGAGCUGAGCCCUGUGGGAUGAGCAGACUGUGGCCUUUGUGUCCCUCCUCCUGCCACCUCCCACAGCUGCAGGACAGGCGCAGUGUGUGUAAUGUGGUAGAGCUGCCCUGACAGCAUCAGCCCCGGGCCACCGACGCCCUCACUCCUUCAGACACAGGGCAGGGCGGCAAGGAGGCUGCGUGGAAUCUGCGGGAAAGACUCCAGAACUUUCAGGGAGUCCUGGUGGGACAGCUGGGCUGGCCGGGGCAGCCGUUCGCACGAGUGGCCACUGGAGGACACACAUGACAAAGGGGCACCAGCUACCCCGCCUCUCUUCCCUCUGGGCCCCUGCAGUCACGGCCCUGGAGAAAAGGCCACUGCUGCUGCUGACCCUCGUCCUGGGCCUGGCCAGUGCCCAGGAGACUCUAGAAGAAGUGCCAGUGCAGCCAGCCUUCGAUGCCCAGAAGGUGGAGGGACGCUGGCUGACCGUCCAGCUGGCCUCCAGCCACGCACACCUGGUGUCCCCAGACGACCCCUUGAGGCUCGCUCUCCAUUCCAUCCGCAGCCGGGACGGGGACCUGGAGCUCAUCUUAUUCUGGACAGGAGAGGGGGUGUGCGAAGGCGUAAACGUCACCAUCCAUCCAACUGGGCUCCAAGGCCAGUACCAAGGCUCCUUUGAGGGAGGCGGCAGCAUGCACGUCCGCUUCGUCAGCACCGACUACAGCAACCUCAUUCUUUACGUCCGCUUCGAGGACGACGAUGAGACCACCAGCCUGUGGGCGCUGCUGGCCAGAAGAACGGUCGGGGACCCCGCAUGGCUGGGGAAAUACCUCGAGUAUGUCGCAGAAUUCCAGCUGCAAAAAGCCCCUGUCUUCAACCUCGAUGCCCAGUGCCCCCCACCUGAAGCCUAGGUGGGCCCAGCCCCUGCGUCUUCCUGCUGCCUCCCUUCCCGCCCUGCUGCCCUCGCCGCCCUCUCCCAGCCUUCCCCACAGCUUGCCCAGGGGCAUUCUGAACUCCUCUGCCACCCGAAGAAGCCCCUCCAGCCUGGGCCCGGACCCUGCCUCUCUGUGCCCCAUUCCCAGCCUCUCCUAGCCUGGCCCACGGGCUUGAGCACACCCUGGAUGGCGAGGAGGGGACGGGUGGUCCCCCAAGCUCCCGGCAGCAGUCAGCACAGCGUUACAGUCCAGCAGAUGGAGUCACCCUCUGUGUCCUUCAGGGACGGCUGUGAGGGGCCGGGCUGGCACUCCUCUGACCUGCCUUCACCUGCAUCCUGCUCUGGGGCGGCUCCAGAGAGGUGCUCUGGGCUCCGUGAGCCAGCACAGCACGUCCCUGCCCAGGUCAGAGGGGCCCUGAGUGGCCGCAGCGCCAGCCCAUGCCUCCAGAAGAGCCAGGCGAGCACAGGCCUGUGUACCUGCCCAGCAGGUGAGCUGUGACGGGUCACCGCCCUCUGCUCAGAGCCGAGGUGGGGCUGGGGCCUGGGUGGAAGUUACCAACCGCUGCCCAGGCGGCCACCCACCAGCAGGACAGGCUCUUAGGAAACUGGGUUGGGGCCUUGAUACUUAUCGUCUGGAAAUGUCAGAGACAGGUGUGACCAGGUCCUGCCCAGAAUCGUCCUCAGCAAGGGCAAGGCCCCCGGGAGCCCACACCUCAGCGAGGCGACUUCCACUGCUGCCAUGGCCAGCCACGCGAGGCCAGCAUGAUGGAGCGAACCGAUUGGCCACCUGCGUGGCUUCCACCUGCAGCGCACGCACAAGCUGGGGGUGAGCAGGUGCUUAGAGCGCAAAAGCUUUCCUGGGAGCCAGCAAACCCAAUCAGAAAAACAUAGCGGACAAUUAUGACCACAAAGCACACACUCCUGUAGUCAGCGAGCAGCUGCGGAAUUCGCAUGGAGAGACUUAAGCACAUCUCCUUACUCUGCGACCCUGAAAACUGGCUUGAAUAAUAAACAUGUGAGAUCCCUGCAGAAUCAUCACACUGUCGAUACCUAAUAAUCUUCAAAUUAACCUAUACAUUUCAAACAAGCAAUCAAUAUUCCAACGGGAUGUUUUCUCCCAAGUGCAAACUGGAGUCUAAAAUCCACAGGAAAGAAUAAAAACUUUGAAAUCUUUUAGAGAGAAGAGUAACGCAAAUCGGUCUACCAUUCCACCAUAACUGAUAUGAAAGUACAGGGGUUAAAAUUGUGUGGCAUUGGCUCAGGGACAGAAAGAAAGGUCAGUGAAACCGGAUAUAAAGUCAAGAAAUGAACACAGGAAGUACAAUAACUUCACAGAUUACACAGAUAAUCCAUCUUACAAAGUAUUGUUUAUUCCAUAAAUCGUAUUGGAGGAAAUGGCCAAGAUAUUUGGAGGAAAAAAAUAAGGUUAGAUCUCUAACUCUGCACAUUAUCUUAGAAUUAAUUCCUGAUUAAUUCUGAGUAAAAAGAAAGCUUGAAAGUUCUAUAAUAUCUAUAACAUGGGGAUGUCAACACCACAGAUGUAGAUAUCGAGGGAGAAGACGGUAAUUGUGAAAACCUUGGACUUCGGUCCAUCAAAAACAUCACCAACAAAAUGAAAAUACAAAGGACAACCUGAAAUUAAUGCUUUCAACAAUGGUGACCAAGGGUGCACAUCACAUCCGUGGGUCUAUUUACAUCACAGCUCAUCUGAGGACAGAAGGACACUGUGUCAGAACCACGAGCAAGAGAUGCAGACCGGUCAUCUGCACAC
Equus quagga is the source of this 2762-nucleotide messenger RNA. Its product is annotated as minor allergen Can f 2. NCBI's taxonomy places the organism in Eukaryota, Metazoa, Chordata, Mammalia, Perissodactyla, Equidae. Gene Ontology annotation, molecular function: small molecule binding. The transcript is spliced from 6 exons. The record is from RefSeq and is a predicted model, not a curated record. Bases 360 to 968 code for a protein of 202 amino acids.